This is a messenger RNA of Budorcas taxicolor (takin), 1536 nucleotides long. Its product is annotated as T-complex protein 11 X-linked protein 2-like. The record is from RefSeq and is a predicted model, not a curated record. The coding region runs from base 1 to 1536 and encodes 511 amino acids. Lineage: Eukaryota; Metazoa; Chordata; Mammalia; Artiodactyla; Bovidae. Gene Ontology annotation, biological process: regulation of sperm capacitation. Gene Ontology annotation, cellular component: acrosomal vesicle; sperm flagellum. The transcript has 9 exons.
AUGCCCAAGAUGGAAAAAACUGCGCUCCAGAAUGAUUCCAAUGAAGCAGAGAGUGGAGCCCAUAAGCCUGAAACACCAGAGCAGACCCAAGAAAACCAGAGCUCCUGUUUAGAUGACCACUCUGCUGCAAGCCGACCUGAAGUACGUUCUGUCACGGAUCUGAUAGAGACAGUUAACGAAAUUUCUAAGCUUAGCAUUGCUCAUGAAAUCGUGGUAAAUCAAGAUUUUUACAUGGAAGACAGUGUAUUACCUCCCAACAGUCUGGAAGGCAGGAUUAUGGAGACAAUGUACAAGGCUUUUUGGGACCAUCUGAAAGUCCAGCUAUCAAGUACUCCAGCUGACUUCACUGCUGCACUUGAACUCCUAAAAGAAGUUAAGGAGAUAUUGCUAUCACUGCUGUUGCCACGCCAGAACAGCCUAAGAAAUGAGAUUGAAGAAGCCCUGGACAUAGAUCUCCUCAAGCAGGAAGCAGAGCAUGGGGCCCUGGAUGUCCCUCAUCUCUCCAAGUACAUUCUUAAUUUGAUGACCCUGCUGUGUGCACCAGUCCGAGAUGAAGCAGUGCGAAAACUAGAGAGCAUAACAGAUCCUGUGCAGUUACUGAGGGGCAUCUUCCAUGUUCUGGGCCUGAUGAAAAUGGACAUGGUGAACUAUACUAUACAGAGCCUCCGACCCUACCUGAAGGAACACUCUAUCCAGUAUGAACGAGCUAAAUUCCAGGAACUCCUCAACAAGCAACCCAAUCUCCUUGAUUGCACCACAAAAUGGCUCACCAAAACAGCUCUAGACCUCACUACACCACCUUCAAGUUCUCCUGACUCUCCCAGCUCCUCCAGGAUGGCCCAUUCAUCUCCAAAUUGGGCAGUGGACAACCCACAACUUCCCAGUUCCACAAUGGUGCUAUACCAGGGUUACCUGAACCUUCUUCUCUGGGAUCUUGACAGUAAAGAGUUUCCUGAGACUAUGCUAAUGGAUAAAAUCCGGCUGCAAGACAUGGAGUCCCAGUUGAAGCAGUUGGCCAUUCUGGCCUCAGUCUUGCUAGUGGCCAGAAGUUUCUCUGGUAGUGCUUUAUUCAGUUCGACUGAAUUUGUGAAUAAACUGAAACGCAUAAUCAAGGCCCUGGUGGAGGAAUUUAACUCCAGGCCUGAAGAGGCUAUGGUGAAUGUGAGUGAACACGUGUCUCAGAAAAUCCAUGAACACCUCAAAGACAUGGGCCUAACUGCCCUGAGUAGUGAAAAGAAAGCCUCUCUUAGAGGCCAACUUCGGAACAUCGCCAAGAAAGACAACCGUGUUCGUAGCAUCAUUGAUCAGCGGAUCCACUUGUUUCUCAAAGGCUGUUUGGUUCGUGGGAUGCAGGAGUCUCUGCUAGACUUCCCUGUUGGCCUUAUUUUCAUCAAGGAGGAGUUGACAAAACUGGGUUGGAAGUUUUUCAAUCUGAUGCGUCACAAUCAGCAGGUAUUUAGCCCCUAUUAUGAUGAAAUCCUUAAAGAUGUCAUCCCUCCAGCUCCAGCACAAGAAACAGAAAUGGAGUCUAUCUGA